This is a messenger RNA of Pneumocystis murina B123, 624 nucleotides long. RefSeq lists its product as hypothetical. The record is from RefSeq and is a predicted model, not a curated record. The transcript is spliced from 8 exons. The coding region runs from base 1 to 624 and encodes 207 amino acids. Lineage: Eukaryota; Fungi; Ascomycota; Pneumocystomycetes; Pneumocystales; Pneumocystaceae. Gene Ontology annotation, cellular component: nucleus.
AUGCCACAUAACACAACUUGUAUUCAUGAAGUGCAAGAAGAACAUGCAUCUUGGCUUUUUCCUCAUAUUAACCUUGAUGGAAUUUGUACAUUUAAUGAAGUAAAACAAGGCAUGGGUCGAAGCAUUGUCAAGCCAUGGAGCAACCGGUUUGAUACAACUAAGAUUCUUGAAAGUGAUACAGAUGAUCAAUUAAUUCUAUAUAUUCCCUUUACUGGGAUAGUAAAACUUAAAAGUUUUGUAUUAAGAUGUUUUCCAGAUUUAACAGCUCCAAAAAGAUGUGAAAUAUUCAUGAAUCGUGAAGAUGUGGAUUUCGAUACAAUUGAAUCACUAAAACCUAUACAAUCUAUAGAUCUUGUUGCACCAGAAAAUGCAGGCGAAAUUAUAGAAUAUCCAGUAAAAACUCAAUUUUAUGGAAGUUGUAGAAACAUUACAUUAUUUUUUCCAAGCAAUUGGUCUAUAGAAAUGAAUCAAACACGUAUUUGUCUUUUGGGCUUUAAAGGCAUCUGGUCAGAACUUCGAAAACAACCUGUUAUUACAAUUUACGAGGCAGCACCAAAUCCAAUGGAUCAUAUUCAUGAGCAAACAAUUGAUGCAAGUCCUCAUAACAAUUUGUUUUUACAAUAA